Molecule: messenger RNA, 1284 nt
Organism: Lontra canadensis (Northern American river otter)
Lineage: Eukaryota; Metazoa; Chordata; Mammalia; Carnivora; Mustelidae
Product: cytochrome b ascorbate-dependent protein 3
Exons: 5
Coding region: 405-1133 (242 amino acids)
Cellular component (GO): lysosomal membrane
Molecular function (GO): oxidoreductase activity
Source: RefSeq, a predicted model, not a curated record
AGCCUGGGUUUGGACUCCUGUCCCUUGUUGUUUGGUGGGGGACGGUGGUGUGGAUUCUUUACCUUUCGGUCCUGUGAAAGGAGGCUAAUCCCAGGGCUUUGGGCCGAGAGCCUUGACGUCCAGCCCCUCUCCAGAGCGGGGCCCAGGCCCACGCUGGCCGCACUGUGUGCUGCCAGGUCCUGGGUGGGGCCAUCCUUACUGUCCAUAACCUGAGGUUAGGCCGACCCAGCACUCCAGGUCUCAUGGGGUGCUGCCCAGGCUGGUGGCAGGAGAGCUAAAGUGAAAAGCGCCCACCGUUUCCAGUAAGAGUGAGUUCGGUGUUCCCUGCAGUAGCUGGUGCGUGGGGUGCACUCGAGCCAGCAGGGACGUGUGACUUCCCCUUCUCCCAGGAGCACCUGCUCAGAAUGGCCGUGGGGUGGUUCUACUUGUCCUUCUAUGCCCUGUGGCUCCUGGGCUUGAUGUGCGUCAUCCUCACCAUCUACUGGAUGCAGCUGUGGCACGGGGGCUUUGCCUGGGAUGGCACCAUUCACAUGUUCAACUACCACCCAGUGCUCAUGGUUGUUGGCUUAGUGGUGCUCUACAGCGCUGCCUCACUGGUGUACCGGCUGCCUCAGUCCUGGGCGGGGCCCAAGCUGCCAUGGAAGAUGGGCCACGCGGCCCUGCACCUGCUGGCCUUCAUCCUAACGGUGCUGGGGCUGGUCGCCGUCUUUCAGUUCCACCGCCGCUCCAAGAUCCCCAACCUCUACUCCCUACACAGCUGGCUGGGCAUCGUCACCGUUUUCCUUUUCGCCUGCCAGUGGUUCCUGGGCUUUGUCGUCUUCCUGCUGCCCUGGGCGUCCGAGUGGCUGCGCAGCCUCCUUAAACCCGUCCACGUCUUCUUUGGAGUCAUCAUCCUCUCUCUGUCCAUCGCUUCGGUCAUUUCCGGCAUUAAUGAGAAGCUUUUCUUCAGUUUGAACAACGCCACCAAGCCGUACUCCCAUCUGCCUGGUGAAGCCAUCUUUGCGAACAGCCUGGGGAUGCUGGUGGUGGUCUUCGGGCUCCUGGUGCUCUAUAUCCUCCUGGUUUCAUCUUGGAAACGCCCAGAGCCAGGGACCCUGACUGAAGGACAGCCCCUGUUGCGUGAUGGAGAGUGACACGGGAAGGGGCAGCCAGGAGCAGGUGGAGGUGCUGUCCUGUCCCUCAGCAGCUCUGCUCUGCCUGGGGCUCCCGUCUGGUUUCAGCAACCGAUCGCCUUGGGCUCCGGGCCCAGACCUCUUCGUGCCUCCAUGUGGGGCCCACUCCCUC